Molecule: messenger RNA, 3117 nt
Organism: Phodopus roborovskii (desert hamster)
Lineage: Eukaryota; Metazoa; Chordata; Mammalia; Rodentia; Cricetidae
Product: inteferon-activable protein 208
Exons: 8
Coding region: 276-2681 (801 amino acids)
Biological process (GO): activation of innate immune response; cellular response to interferon-beta
Molecular function (GO): double-stranded DNA binding
Source: RefSeq, a predicted model, not a curated record
CAACUCUCCCCAGGGAGACAGCACAGGGUAAGACAUUAAGCACUGUUUAAGUUAGGAAAUUAUUUUAACCAGUUUCCUUGCCUUCUCUGUUAUUUUGUAAAUACUACAUUUUCUCAGAAUUUAAUGAGAUUUCAACACCCUGGUGUGUACUUUUUGAAAGGUGUAUUUACCUACAAAAAAUAGACAAGCCCUAUUUCCUGCCUUGCCGAGGAUCUACAAUCUGGACACUGCUAAAAAAAAAUUUCAGGGGAGGAUUGUCCACAAUUUGAGAGAAAAUGAGUGAAUACAAGAAAAUUGUUCUCCUAAAAGGAUUAGAGGUCAUGGAUGAAUACCAGUUUAGGACAAUCAAGUCCUUACUAAGAAAAGAACUAAAUCUAACUAAAAAAUUGCAAGAAGAAUUUGACAGAAUUCAGGUGGCUGACAUGAUGGAGGACAAAUUCCCACAAGAUGCUGGACUGAACAAACUGGCAAAAAUGUGUGAAAGCAUUAAAGAACUUGAAGGCCUUGCUAAAGAGCUUAAAACAGAGAAGGCAAAAGUUAAAAGUAAAAAUAAAGGAAAAAAUAAAACUUCAGUGAAUAAAGAAAAGCAAGAAGAACCCGGGGAUUCCCAAUCUCUUUCUACUGAUCAUGAAUCAAACAUGACUAAACCCUCUUCACAGAAAAAGAGAAAAACACCCACAAAAACUGCAGAUGGCAAGAAAAAGAAGCUCUCCCAGGAGACAACUCAGCUUCCAGAACCUUCAGGAAGCAACAUACAAAAAGAUGAAGGGUGUCUCCAGACUCCUCAAAAGCCUCCACCAACACCAUCCUCAAACAAGCAACAGAAAAAAACAGACACCAAAAAACAUAAUACUAUAAAGACAGAAGUUUCCAUGAAAAAACAACAGCUUCAAGAAUUGCCAGCAAAUAAUAUCUCCUCAGCUGCCAAUGAACUACAGACCUUUCAGGUAAUUUCAGCAACAGUUUCUAAAAGCCUCAAAACUCCUCAUGCACCUCCAGAAACAGGCUUCACUUCAAAGAUGCUUCAGGGCUCUCCAGCACAACCUUGCCAGGAUUUUCCAACAUCUCCAACAAACUCUAGCAUGCACCUUGACUCUCAUGUGCCUCUAACACUGUUCAGUGAUGUCCAGGCUUCUCAUGUACCUACAGCAACACCAUCCAGGAGUGCGUGGGUCUUUCACAUGCCUUCAGAAACAGUGUCCAGCUCUCUCAGUGCUCCUCAGACGUCUCCAGUAUCAGUGGCCAGCAGUGCCCAGAAUCUUUGCCCACCUACAGCAGCAGCAUUCAAUAGCGUGAAGCCUCCUCACAGUACUCAAAUAGUAGCACCCAGCAGUGUCCAAACCCCUAGAGUGCCUUCUGAAACAUUGAAAUGCAAAGCACAGCUCAUAAAGACUUCUCCAGCAACAGCCUACAGCAAUGUGCAGGUUCCCCAUGCUCUUCCAGAACCAGUGUCCAGAAAUGCCUGCACCACUCAGGUGCCUCAAAGAGCAACAUCCAGCAGCAUUCCGACUCUUAACUCCACUACAGUAAGAGCACCCAGGAAUACCAAGGCCCCAGGUCCCUCGGGAAUUGUAUCUGUUUGUUCUCUGUCUUCUUUGGCAUCUCCAGCAACAGCAUCUAGUAGUCUCCAGGCUUCUCAGGUACUUCCACCAACAACAUCGAAGAGUCUUGCAGCUACUCGGGUGCCUAAACCAAUAGAGACAAGCAGUAUCCAGACCACUCAAAUGCAUCCAGGCGCAGCAGCCAACUUCAUCCAGCCUCUUCAUCCUCUUCUACUCACAGAGUCUAGGAGUUUGUACACGACUCAAGUGCCUCCAGGAGUAGCAGCAUCCAGUAUUAAGCAGGCCCUUCCUUAUCCCGAAGUAAAAGCAUCUAGGAAUGUCCAGGAUCCUCAGAAGCCUUCAGCAACAACAUCUGGAAGUUUGCUGGCUCCAUGUGCAUCUUUACCAGGAGCAUCCAGCAGUCUUCUGGAUCCACGGGUGUGUUCAGCAACAGCUUCCCUUGUGCCUCAAGCAACAAAAAGCAGCAGUCUAUUUAGGUCACCAAGGAAAGGGAACAUACCAAAGGAGCCUUCUAAGGAAGAAGGGUAUCAGUGUGGUCCCAAAGAAGUGACAGUGCUGAAAGUAACAGAACCAUUUACUUAUGAUUUGAUUAAGGACAAAUGGAUGUUCCAUGCCACAGUGGCUACCGAGACUGAAUUCUUCAGACUGAAAGUUUAUGACAAAGCCCUAAAGAACAUGUUCAUUCCAAAAAAGAUCAUUGCAAUAUCAGAUUAUUUUGGACACAAUGGAUUUCUGGAGAUAUAUAACACUUCCUCUGUGUCUGAUGUGAAUGUUAACCAAACAAUGGUUAUCUCAAAUACACUGAAGCAAAGAGCCAAUGCAACUCCUAAAAUCAAGGAUCUUUUCUCACAAACAAAAGGGACAUAUGUGAAUGGAGAGUUUAUGGUAUUUAAGAAAAAUGAGAAGAAUAACUUAAUUUACUAUGGCAUUGAAGAUGAUACUGGGACAAUGGAAGUGGUGGUCUAUGGACGACUGACCAGUAUCAAGUGUGAGCCAGGAAAUAAACUGCAACUUGUCUGCUUUGAAUUGUCCUCGAGUGAAGACACAUGGCAGCUAAAGUCUGUUUUGCACAGUUACCUGAAGGUCAUCAAUGUCAGAAAGAAAGUCAAUCAGCCGUGAUUCAGCUAUGAAAACCUCUCUAGAACCAUACACCUGCAAAUCUGCAUGCCAAGGAUACUGUUAUGGACAUAUGAUCCAAGCCUAGAACAUAAAUAUACAUCUGUUGAAAUAUUGUACCUAUGAAAGCAAGCUAAUUUUUUUUUCAGUUUUUUUAGAUAGGCUUUCUCUGUUUAGUCCUUGUUGUCCUGAAACUCACUUUGUAGACCAGGCUGGCAUAAAACUCAAAGAUCCACUUGCCUCUGCCUGCCUCAUGCUGGAAUAAAAUACCUGUGCUACCCCAGCUCAGCCUUUUCUUAAUUUCUAAGAAAUGAUGUUUUCUAUUACUCUUUACACAUUUCUUUGUUAAUCUAAACUUUGUGUUUUUAUCUAUAACGUUUAUAAUUGGUAAUCUAUAAGUUUUAUAUAUAAACUUUAAAUAAAACACAUUUUCUGUAAA